Messenger RNA from Maudiozyma barnettii, 1494 nucleotides. RefSeq names its product type 2C protein phosphatase PTC3 (gene PTC3). Gene Ontology annotation, molecular function: cation binding; protein serine/threonine phosphatase activity. Gene Ontology annotation, biological process: protein dephosphorylation. The transcript has a single exon. NCBI's taxonomy places the organism in Eukaryota, Fungi, Ascomycota, Saccharomycetes, Saccharomycetales, Saccharomycetaceae. The coding region runs from base 1 to 1494 and encodes 497 amino acids. The record is from RefSeq and is a predicted model, not a curated record.
AUGGGACAAAUACUUUCUAAUCCAGUUAUCGACAAAGAAAAAAGUGAAGGAUCUGAUGGGUUUACAGCUUUCGGAUUAUGUACCAUGCAAGGUUGGAGAAUGUCAAUGGAGGACUCCCAUCUUACAGAGCCUGAUAUACUCGAUUCCAAACAAGAAGAUCAAUUAGCAUUGUACGCUGUAUUCGAUGGGCAUGGUGGGGGCGGGGUAUCUACGCGAUGUAGUACAAGGAUGACCUCCUUAAUUAGGCAUUUAGUCCACCAUGCAUCUGAUUACUAUAUGACUGUUGACAAGAAGGCAGUUAAUUAUGGUAAGUUAUUAAUAAAGGCUUUCUUAGAGAUAGAUGAAGACAUUAGUAAAGAUCAAGAAUUGGUUAGAGAACAAAGUGGUUCGACGGCAACCGUAGUACUCAUCUCAAAGAAAUUAAACAAGGUUAUAUGCGCCAAUGCUGGUGAUAGUAGAACAGUGUUAUCCUCAGAUGGGUUAGCCAAGGCAUUAUCCUUCGAUCAUAAACCUAAUCUAACCAAUGAAAUCGGUAGGAUUGUUGCAGCAGGUGGUUAUAUUGAAAUGGGGAGAGUCAAUGGUAACUUAGCUUUAUCUCGUGCUGUUGGAGAUUUCACUUAUAAAGGUGACACAACCCUUCCUCCACAAGAACAAAUUGUCACUGCGUUUCCUGAUAUUAUGGAACAUACUUUGGAUUAUAAAAGCGAUGAAUUUGUAAUCUUAGCAUGUGAUGGUAUUUGGGAUUGUUUAUCAUCCCAGGAUUGUGUCAAUUUAAUACAUUUUGGUAUUAAUAAAGGAAAUAUGGCCCUCACAGAUAUUUCCGCUAGAAUAAUUGACGUUUGUUGUGCUCCUACAAUUGAAGGGACAGGUAUUGGUUGUGAUAAUAUGAGUAUCACUAUUGUGGCAUUAUUAAAGGAUAAUGAAUCUCUAGAUCAAUGGUUCCAACGGAUUAGAAUGAAGAAUAUACGUGAUGUAAUAUCAUUUGAAGAAAAAAGAAGGAGAAUAUUUUCACAAUAUUUACCAAAGGAUCGUACUCAACUCUUUGCUAUUACUACUCCAACUAAUGAGGUUCAAGAGACACGUGAAUUGACACAUGAGAUUAAUCCGAGGUACCAAACAAUUGCAGAUGAAACACAACAAUUUGGUAAUCCAAUGAAAACCGAAUUAGAGGUUGAAAAUGACAAUAGUAUUGCAAAUAAAGAAAUACCUAUACCUAAACCUAAAAGAGGUUCCUUGGAUCUAUUUGAAAUAGAAAAGAAAAUUGAGGAUGGUAUUAAGGAGAAACAGAAAAUUGGACAAGAUAAUGAGAAUAGAAAUAAUGAUAAUGAUAACGAGAAAAGAGGUAAGACCCACGAGAAACAUUCGAUUUUUAAUCCUACGACACUUGGUAAUAUGCUAACUUCUUUUACAACUGCUGCCAUUGGCGAAGCUGCUCCAUUUCUUAGUGAAGAAGAAGAAGAAAGUGAGAAAGAGACUCAACAGAGCAAAAAAUAA